AUGAAGCGCAUGUUUUCAGAAGUAGAAAUGUGUCGGGACGUGGCUAUACCUGCCAAACAAUUGAAGAAGGGCCAUUCGCCACCACACCAACAGAUUCUAACGAGACUACUCCAAGAUCUGCUCCACGAGAAAGCAUGCAGGGAACACGGGUUCUAUCUCGCCAUCACCGCCUUAAAAAGCAUCGGUAACAUCAACAGCACCACAGACGAUGACAAUCCUCAAGCAGACGACGUCCUCACAUUCCCUGUCUCCUUCACAUGCCGCACAUUCUUGCCUGCACGAGGAAAUAUCAUGGUAGGGACCGUGAUGAAAGUAUUGUUUAACGGUCCUAACGGAGCUGCUCCAGCUGUUUUGAUAAGCUCUGGUCCACUCAGAUACGCAUACUUAUCAUACUUGAAAAUGCCGGAUUACCAUUUUGUCCCGCCAAACUCUGAGGAGGAGGAGGAGCCGUGCUUUCAGAAAGAUGAUCACACCAAGAUUGCUGUUGGAGUUGUUGUGCGGUUUGUGGUCUUGGGACGUCGGUUUAAGGUGAGUCCAGAGAAAAGAAGAACCGAUGUUUACGUUCUGGCCUCUGUGGAAGGUGAUGAUACACUUGGUCCCGUCUCUCUUACAGGCUGCGAUAGGCCUUAUAUGUGAUUGGUGCCAAUGUUGAACGCUUUUGGGUUUCCAAGUUACUUUCAGUCUUCUUGUUAGUUGUUUAGUAUAGGUUAUUAGGUGAAGGAACUCAUCACUCAUUAAUUAAUGUACACAAAAGUUUUCUUUCUUUCAA
Messenger RNA from Brassica napus (rape), 769 nucleotides. RefSeq names its product DNA-directed RNA polymerase subunit 7-like protein. The record is from RefSeq and is a predicted model, not a curated record. Lineage: Eukaryota; Viridiplantae; Streptophyta; Magnoliopsida; Brassicales; Brassicaceae. Gene Ontology annotation, biological process: DNA-templated transcription initiation. The transcript has a single exon. The coding region runs from base 1 to 636 and encodes 211 amino acids. Gene Ontology annotation, molecular function: single-stranded RNA binding; single-stranded DNA binding.